AUGAGAGCGCAAACCUCACCCAGGUUCAAAUCACAGACAGGACUCGUACCAGGCAUGCUGAAGCGCACCAAAUACAGUCGUCUGCGCAACGAUUCGCUGACGUCCCUGGAGGACCGGCCCCAAAGGAUGCUGCCCUCAAAGGGGGACCUUUGCCUGGACUCUGACUUUGCACAGCUGGAUCCAGGUGUGACCGCACACCAUGGGACGUCCACCCUGAGGGACUUCAUCCCCCGCGUGGCCAACAUCCGAUUGCAAAGUCCAAUUUCCCUGAGGGGACAGACAAACACAGACCGGGACAGAACCAUUGAUGGACACACUGACAGACCCCUAUCUGGAGCAGAAUGGGGCUCAGGGCCCGAUCAGAGAUUUGGUAGCCAACCUUCCCUCAAUGUGCCCCCAUCAACUGGCCAAAAUCUAACUCUGUCGGCUCUGCGCUGCACCAAAAGACCCAUCACCCUCCAUCGGAUGACCAGUCUCCCCUGGACCCCCAACCGGCCUCCUUGCUCUCAACACAGAGACGGUCUGUGCCUUUUGAAGACCUCCCCAGCAGUAGAUGACUGCACAGUGUUGGGGACGGCAAGCAGAAUGGUUCACCAUCACAUCAAGUACAUGGGUAGUGUGGAGGUGACCCAGUCCAUGAGAACCCUCGACUUUGAUAUGAGAAUGAAAGUCACACGAGAGGCAAUCAGCAGACUGUGUGAGAGGACAUCAGCAGUGAAAAGUAAAAGGCCUGUCUGCAAGGGACUGUCUGCUCUUCUGGGUCAAAUCAACCUACAGUUCUCAGGCAACAGAAUCAUCCUCACCGUCUCCACCGACAGUGUGACUCUGAUCACUGCCUCCUCCUUUCAGAAGAUUGCCCACCACCCCAUGCAGGCCAUUUCAUUUGCCUCAGGAGGAGAUCCAGACAUGGCUGAUUACAUCGCUUAUGUUGCCAAGGACCUCGUCAAUCAGAGAGCAUGUCACAUCCUGGAGUGUCCGAGAGGUCGUGCCGGUGAGGUUAUCAACAGCAUCGGUCAGGCCUUCGAGACUCGUUUCAGACAACUUCUCAACCACACGCCAUCGCCCCUCUCCCACAAUCCCAGGUCGGCAGUGAGGAUCUGUCACAAAUGGAGCACAGAGGAGACGAUAACAGACCAGAAGGCCGAGCAGGAAGUUGAAGCAAGCGAGCACCGUGACUACUACAACAUGAUCCCCAGAAAGACGCCACCCGCUGGUAGCAUAGAGGGCCUGCGGGUCACUAGCGAGGAGAACAAACAGGAUCCUGACAUAUUGAGGGUUUGUUCGUCUCAGCCUCUUUCAUUGUAUGAGAACUGCUCCGUCACAGAAGAAACUCCAGCUCCACCUGCAGACCUAGUAUCUAAGAUCAGACAUGAACAGUUCAUUCCUCUCUCUGAGACACGGAUCCAGGACCUGAUCCAGGAGGAAGUCUGGUUCCACGGCAGAUUAGGAAGGGAGCAGGCGGAGUCACUUCUCACCUGUAGCGGGGAUUUCCUGGUCAGAGAGAGCAGCUCUGCCUCUGGUCAGUAUGUCCUCAGCGGGAUGGAGGGAGCCACCGUUCGUCACCUGCUGCUGGUGGAUCCACAUGGACAGGUGCGGACCCGUGAUCAGGUGUUUCUGAGUGUUGGUCACCUGGUGCGAUUCCACAUGGAGAACCAGAUGCCCAUCGUCUCUGGAAGCAGUGAGCUGUCACUGAGACAGCCAAUCCUACAAAGACACUAA
Molecule: messenger RNA, 1719 nt
Organism: Anoplopoma fimbria (sablefish)
Lineage: Eukaryota; Metazoa; Chordata; Actinopteri; Perciformes; Anoplopomatidae
Product: SHC-transforming protein 4-like
Exons: 13
Coding region: 1-1719 (572 amino acids)
Biological process (GO): intracellular signal transduction; cell surface receptor protein tyrosine kinase signaling pathway
Cellular component (GO): plasma membrane
Molecular function (GO): receptor tyrosine kinase binding
Source: RefSeq, a predicted model, not a curated record